GAGUAUUAAUCCUCAGCUUCCCACAGAGGGGAUUCAGAAGGGAUUCUGCGACUGAAUAGUAUCCUCGCUGGGAUUUAAGCUUUGGGUAUGAGUAGUACAGUCGGGAGGCGACGGACAGUGUUGUGGCUUUUGCUGCGCAACAAGUAGGUGCUUUAAGCGCAUGCGCGGUGCUAUGAAGCCGCUACACACGACAGAGUGCGAGCAGAGUCGCUCGCGCGCGGAGACCCUCGCGGCUGAUGUGGCAGUUAUUUCCGGUUUUCUGAGCAUCCAGGACAAACAGCGAGGGAGAUGAAGAGUGCAGAAAUGCACUUCACUGCAUUACAGCAUUAUCAUGAUCAGGUCUUCUGCAUGAUAGACUGACCCCUCCUCUGCUGGCCGUGUAUAUCCCCUUUCUGCUGUGGUGUGUGUGCGACUGAGUGUGUGAGUGACGUGUGCUCCAUGGUGACCCAUGGGCCGCUCUCCCAUCAGCCUGUCCACACUGAAGCUGGGGAGGUUAAAGGUCAUCCGCAGGCAGCUGCUUCAGCGCUACGAGCACCAGCCCUUCGUCUCCUGCCUGGCUGGACUCUAUGGCUGCCAGUGGAGGCGCUAUCAGAGGGCCAGAGCCCAACCUGGGGAGUGCUGCUGUAGCAGGUUGGAGUGUGCUAGUUUUAUCCUGCUCAUCAUCACAUUUUUCCUGACACUUGUCUUCCUGUAUUUCUGGAGCGAGGCUCAGAAUGACUACGAUGACUUUGAUUGGUUUAACUUUGGGAAUAUGGGCUUCUGGUUUCCCUGGUCAGUGGUGCUGCUGGUGGUGGCUGCGGCACUUUUCACCUACAUCGCCCUCCUGCUGGUGUUAGCAGUGUGUCUUCUCUCUGAGGGACAGAGGCUGUAUCUGCACUGGAGCCACAAAAUUGGUAUUCUGGUGACCCUGAUGUUCUCUGUCAGUGCCACAGCUGUGCUCUCGGAUGUAUGGAGCAAAGAGUGGCAGACGCUCCUCCUGUCCUUUCAGGUCACAGCACCUUUUCUGCACAUGGGUGGAGUCUCACUCAUGGUUCUCCUGUCUUGGCCAAUAGCCUUACACUUCUUUCGAAUGAAUAAGAGAGUGAGGCAGGUGGCUAUCCUGGGCUCAUACCUGGCUGUUCUCUUUGCCUUGUACUUGAUUCCUCUGGGCAUGUAUUCCCCCUGCAUUAAAGAAAAGGGCACGCUGGGCCCAGCACCCAUUCUCAUCGGGCACAGAGGAGCUCCCAUGCUCGCACCAGAGAACACACAGCUGUCCUUCCAGAAAGCUGUGGAGGCUGGAGGAGAGGGAUUAGAGACUGAUGUCACUAUUAGCUACGACGGUGUCCCCUUCCUCAUGCACGACAGCACACUGAGGAGAACAACUGAUGUACGCAAGGUGUUUCCCAACCGGACAAACACUCCAGCAGCCAUGUUCACCUGGGCCGAGCUGGAGAUGCUCAAUGCUGGAGCCUGGUUCCUGCAGAGGGAUCCAUUUGGCACAGCCUCAUCUUUGGACCCAGAUGAUCGAGCCCAGGUGGAGAACCAGACGGUGCCCACACUGAAAGAGUUUUUGGACUUAGCUGCACAGCACAGGAGUUUGGUGAUCUUUGACCUCCGUCGGCCACCUCGAGGUCACCCAUACCGGAACACAUGGAUCACUCGAACCCUGGAGGUCAUCCAUAAUGAAUCCUCCAUUAACUCUAGCCAGGUGCUGUGGCUUCCAGCAGAUCAGAGGGAAGUGGUGCAGGAGCUGGACCCGGAGCUGCAGCAGACUUCAGGGAGCCGAGCGUCCAUCGAGGAGCUGCAGGAGAACAACAUUGUCCGCCUCAACCUGCACUACAGCUCUAUGUCCCAGGAGCAGAUCAGUAAAUAUGCCUCUGUGAACAUCAGCACUAACCUUUACGUGAUCAGUCAGCCAUGGCUGUUCUCUCUGGCCUGGUGUGCUGGAGCUCAUUCGGUCACCACCAACGCACCGCACCUUCUCAAGAUCCUCCACAAGCCCAUCUUCCUCAUGACUCCGCACGAGUACAGUCUGAUGUGGAUUCUAACCGACGUUGUGUCUGCCAUCCUCAUCACAGCUGUUUUCAUAUUCCACUGGUGGCGAGAACGAGGCUUGCCAUUCUGGUCAGACAGCAAGCAAGUGCACGAGAAUGGGCUGUACAGCAAAUUUAGGACUGAUUCACCCGAAGUUCACUGUAUUCGCUGGAAUCCUCUCUUCUCUGAAGAUUCACCAUGGAGCGUGUUCUCAGUGGCUCAGGAACUUGCCCCUCCCCUGCAUGCCCCCUUGUAAUGGUGUGACCUUUCACCUCUCCUGUCCUCUGAAUAACCCCACUCUGGUUUUUCUCUCCACCCUCCUUCACCUGUUCUGGGCAGAACUGAGUGAUGUCUGGUCCAUCUCCAGUCUCAGUGUGCGAGGGGAGGGACGGAGCGGCCCCACAACGCCAAACCUGCCCACCAUCACAGAAGAGCCGCAGGUCUGAGAGAAAAGAGCGAUGAGAGAAAAGACUGUUUCUCUGUUUCGACUCCAUAAAGCCAUCCGUCCAUCCUUCUGUCCAUCACUGAAGCCUGUGAGCUAUGUUGCCAGAACAUUUUCUUUUGAGAUUCAGACUGAGAUUUGAACCACUACUUCAUAGAGAACCAGCUGCGUAUGAAGCAACCAGCAUCUUCUCACUAAAACACAACCAAAAAAACGCCAGCAUUCAUGAAAUAUUUAUCAAAUGCUCCUUUUUUUUUAAUUCCGAAAUUAUGAUCAGUCUGUGCCAUUAUGAACUCCUUUGGAAAUGUACGGAUACUCGUAUUUGAGAAGAAAUGCUCUCUCAGUGCUCAUUCAGUCAUCAGCAGGUGGAAAAAACAAGAAAAACUUAAUGCACUUUGUGUGAUAUGUGGAUAAACAUAAAAGCAUAUAGAUAUAAAAAGUUUUGCUACAAUAGAAUUGUAAUGCUACUGUAUUAUAGCUUUACAAUGAAUGUAUCUUAUCAAAAAGCUGAAUAUAAGCAUGACUGCAAAAACACACCACUGAGCUUCUGUUGCUUCUGCAGCGCUGUCCAAGUGGCCAAGUGAUAAAUUUACAAACCAGUAUAUGUAUUUAAUCAACGUUCAGUAGUCAAUACCUAGUGGCUGUCAGUCAUGCAACAUUGGAGUGCAAGAAUAAACCUUCCAGACUUUUCUAAAGCCUUCAGAGACAAUCAGUGCUAACAGUUACAGACUGAGGCUGUUUUCACAAGGAUAGUUUGGCUUAAAACACACUGAUAUGGGCCGCUGGAAUGUUUAAGUGAUUGUAGGUGCUUUUGUUCCCAUGUAACAGGGAAACUCAAUUCAAACAUGGAGAAACAUUUAAUUUCUUUAUUUUUGAAGGCAUCUUUGCUCUACAGCAUUUCUUUGUAUGUGCCUAAGACCUUUGCACAGUACUGUAUAUUGUGAAUCAACACCUUUAUCGAAACACUAAAUGAGAGAAUAUCUUUUGGAAGAAUGGUAUUUAUCCCUCCAGGUUCAGGUUCUCUGAAACUGACCAGUUGAAGAUUAGAAGAUUAGAAGAGUGGUUAUUUGAGUUACUGUAGCCUUCUUGUCAGCUCAAAUCAGCCUGGCUAUUCUCCUGUAAGCAUUCUCAUUAACAAGGUGUUGCUGCCCACAGAACCGCUGCCCACUGUUUUUUCUUUUUAAUUUUCCGCACAUUUCUGUGUAAACACUAGAAAUUGUUGUGUGUGAAAAUCCAAGGAGAUCAGCAGUUUCUGAAAUAUAUGAUUUGGUGCUUGUUGUAUAACAUAUUGAUACUGAAAAGUCCUUGUGAAUACAGCCUAAUACGAGAAGUGGAGACAAUCUGUAUUUACAGAAACAUUUAGGGAAAGAUCAAUACAGUCUGUCUUGCAAAAUGUGCAAUUAUGGGAUUCUUGCCAUCUGGAGGUCCAAAACAAAACACAACUGCAAAUCGUUGCUUAAUAAAAGUAAAGUAAAAGUAGACGUAGUGUAGAAAUAUUGUAGCUGUAGGGUAACAUGAAACAGUUUACACUAAGCACUUUCAUAUGUAAGCUGUUACAGUAAACACACAGCUAAAUUAGCCAACAGUGACGAACGAAUCCUGUGCAUUCUGUGUCAUGCUACAUUCAGAACAUUCCUAGUAGAUUGUAAUAAAUAAUGCAGCCUUUGCACCUAUACAUGGCUUGUAUUUAUUUAAAUUUAAUACAUCUUAAUACAUUUAUUUUGCUGUAAAUAUAAUAUUAAUGAAAUUAAAAAAGGUGUUCUGAAUAAGUAAGGGCUUUUUCAUAGCUGUACAUAUGUGUCUUUUUUUUGUUUUCAACAUAAGCAAAGCAGUGGAGUUGCAACUCUCAAGUUCAACCAAUUUGUUUCCUGGACGUUCCACAACAUUAAAUGUAACUAUAAAUGGAAAAAA
Pangasianodon hypophthalmus (striped catfish) is the source of this 4366-nucleotide messenger RNA. It is a transcript of the gene gdpd4a, whose product is annotated as glycerophosphodiester phosphodiesterase domain containing 4a. Gene Ontology annotation, cellular component: membrane. Gene Ontology annotation, biological process: lipid metabolic process. Gene Ontology annotation, molecular function: glycerophosphodiester phosphodiesterase activity. The record is from RefSeq and is a predicted model, not a curated record. NCBI's taxonomy places the organism in Eukaryota, Metazoa, Chordata, Actinopteri, Siluriformes, Pangasiidae. Bases 449 to 2269 code for a protein of 606 amino acids. The transcript has 17 exons.